AUGGGCGCGAUCGACCAGGUCUCAGUCCCGGAUCGAAGAAGAAGAAGUGAGAAUCUCCCGCUGCUCCCGGCUCAGACUGAUUAUAACCCGCAGAAGAAAGCGAACAUCAAGGAAGAGAUUGAGAAAGCUGUCAAGGUCUACAAGGACGAGCUCAAGGCUGUGCACAAGCUCGUUGCCAAACUGAAAGACCAAUAUCGAUCUGAGAUCGAGGCGCUGAAGAAAAGAGAGCAGCUCCUUCUCCAGGCACAGGCCCUCGCCUGA
Molecule: messenger RNA, 261 nt
Organism: Guillardia theta CCMP2712
Lineage: Eukaryota; Cryptophyceae; Pyrenomonadales; Geminigeraceae
Exons: 4
Coding region: 1-261 (86 amino acids)
Source: RefSeq, a predicted model, not a curated record